This is a messenger RNA of Fusarium venenatum, 3546 nucleotides long. RefSeq lists its product as uncharacterized. The record is from RefSeq and is a predicted model, not a curated record. Lineage: Eukaryota; Fungi; Ascomycota; Sordariomycetes; Hypocreales; Nectriaceae.
AUGGAGCAGGUUCAUGGCGUUGAUGUCAGCUGGAUGACCCAUGGUGCUUCCAAAGAUAAAAUAACUAGAAAUUCGCCUCCGACCAAAACUCCCUCAGCAGCUCUUCCACGACAGAUCCCAGGCGCAAACUCGAGACCGAAGCCACCGGCUUCAGAUAAUGCUUCCGUAGACUCAAACACCUCACACAACGGCCAGGCCACGACGACAAACGGUUCAAACGGUUCUACCGCCCCUAAACGGGUAUCGCGCUCGAAUUCUAUAGACAAACAAACUCUUCCUGGCACUUCACCUCACCGUCGCAAUUCAUGGUUCUCCAAUAUAUCAGCCAAAUUCUCUUCCUCCGGCACACCGCCAGCCGCCGGUCCUCCUUCACCAGCUCCCAUACCAGAAUCAUCACCAGCGCCAUCGCAAGAUCCCCUCCCACCAAAACUGACACAUACGAAAAAUGCCGUUCUACCGCAUGCCGCGAAGCCAGAGGGUGAUGGCCCUUAUAUACCUGCCCCACCCAAGAGUGGCCAACCCGGCUUCUUGGGCAUGUUCCGCCGGCUCUCGUCUUCCAACGGUGGUGCACUUACGCAAAGCGGAAAGCUCGGCCAUGGUCUUGUCGACAGGGUGGUUUUGAAUGUUGAUCAGAAUCGUGAAAGAUGUCCUAUACAAGAGCUCUCUUGUGCAAAAUUAAGAAGAGUUGCGUUCUGUGUAGAUGUUGAGAUUGCGCCACAACCCAGAUACGCCGAAGGCGACUUGCAAUUGCCCAAAACGACUGAUAAGACGCAGAAAAAGAAGUUGGCCGAGAAGGGCGAGGGCGAGGCGCUCAAGAACCCAAAGGCUGUUGAAGAACAGAAAGAAACCAACGGAGAAGUAAAGAAGACAGGCGAGACGCUACCUCAGGAACCCCAAAUGGAAGGGACCGAGGCUCCUCAGCAGACUGAAGACACGACAAACGGCAACGCGACUCCCCUCCCAGAGAAAAAGGAAGAGAAUACUAAGAAAAAAGAUAAAAAGAAGAAGAGCGAGGAAGAACGAAAGGCCAGAAAGGAGAAGAAACGAAAACUUGCAGAAGCAAACGGAUCUAUCCCUAUGGAAAUUCAUUACGACAGUAGCGAUGAUUCUGACACGGCGGGAUCGCCCCCCAAUACCACCAAGGCUCCUAAUGCUACUCAGACUGCUAAGACUCAGACAGCACCUACAACAAACCCUGUCAGAGUAUACCGCAGAUGUUGUCAGCUGCGCGAAACGCCGAUUCUUAAGAAGAUCACCGAGCAACUCACUGAUACAAACAACUAUACAGCCUCGACUGGCACAGUUAACAAGCUUGAUCUCACUGAUUACUGGCUGCAACUGCCUGAUCUAGUCACAUUGGGCGACUAUCUGGCAAUUGUUCCUGUCAGGGAGGUACUGCUAGAAAACAGUGGCUUGGGCGAUGAGGGUUUGCGAGUUAUUCUGGCCGGUCUCCUCGCGGCCAGGCGACCUGCCCUAAGACGACGGAAACACAAGCAUGACGAAGAAGAAGAAGAGCAAGGAGGAGUGGUGGAGCGUCUAGUUUUGAAAAACAACAAGAUUGGCCCCGAUGGAUGGAAGUAUCUUUCGCUUUUCAUCUAUUUGUGCCGGUCACUCAAAUUUCUUGACCUCUCCCAAAUCCAGUUCCCGCGUCAGCCCCAAACUCCACCGAAUGGAUCGCCCAACAGCGGAGUGCAAGUACCCCGAAGUAUAUCGAACAUCUUUUCUAAGGCUUUGGGCGAGCGUCUUGGAGGAUCAACACUCGAGUUGAUUAACCUUGGCCAAGCAGGCUUGACAAUGGAGCAACUCGGUUCGGUUGUCGAUGGUCUAAUACAAUGCGGUGUAAAACGACUUGGCUUGUCACACAACGAAAUAGAUGCAGAUGGUAUGAAACACGUCGUCAGGUUUCUCAGCGAGGGCCAUUGCGAGGGUCUAGACUUGGGUGGCAAUGACCUCAGUCAACAUACUGAAGCUCUGGCCACAGCAAUCGAAAACGACACAACUUUGUGGGGUCUGGGUAUGGCUGGCUGCAACUUGACACCUUCGGCGCUUUGCAAGAUCUUACCUGUGAUGGUCAAGCUACCUAACCUGCGGUUUUUUGACCUGUCGCAAAACCCAGCCUUAUUUCAGUCAACUCCCAGUGCCGUUGGUCUGCUAAGGAGAUAUCUACCAAAAAUGAAGGUCUUGAAGCGUAUGCAUUUGGAAGAUGCUGCAAUGACGCCAGAACAAGCGAUUGCAAUUGUGGAAGUGCUCCCCGAAGUGCAAACGCUAGCACACAUCAACAUCACCAACAAUGCCGAGAUUGUCAAGCUUGCUGAUGCGAGAACGGAAGAAGCGCAGGAGGAAGCUUGCGCCCUUUACGCCUCUCUGCUUGCUGCAGCCCGAGUGUCUAAGAGUCUCAUCUGUGUGGAUGUCGAAGUACCCAGUGAACAUUCAGGUGAGAUUGUCAAGGCCAUGGCCAAGCAAGUUGUUGCCUAUUGCUUGCGUAACAUGGAGCGACUUCCCGAUGCCGACGCUGGCGCAGUCAUGGCGUCGACACUUGCGGAGAACAAUCUUGAGGCUGGUGAUAGUAAGCUCCCACUCUAUCCUGAUGUCCUCGCACAUCUUGUCGGACACGAUGUGCUUGACCAGGACGAAAGCGACGACGACAACAGCUCGGCGCCCGAUGAAGAUUAUGUCAUUGGAGGCACCGGCGUGGUCAAGGCACUUGCUUGCUGUUUGAAGAACCGAGGCGAUGAGUCAAGGAGACAGUCCGGCGAGUUCAUCCGUGACAUCGAGAACGGUGCAACGAGCCCAGCAGCGACACCAUCAGCGAACCUGUCAACGGGAGGAAAGGCCAAGGACAUGUCGAAACACUUGUUGAUGGGCGCCCGCAAGAUUCGAUUACGCCUCCAGCCAGCACUGAUCAAGGCGAGGGCCCAUUCUGACGAUGAGCACAACCUGCGUAGGCUGAUUUUCUUGGACGACACUCUACAAGGUAUCAUCAAACGGUUCGAGGAUGAGUAUCCAGAUACACGCGAGGAUGUGACACCUCCGAGACGUCCACGUGCUGGGACCAAGGGCAUCGAGGAACUACCUACAACCCUACCUCUGGAUGAUUCUGCAAUGGCUCUGUCAGACAACGAAGACGAGGGCGAAAUCCAUGCAGGCAAGCCACUCUCAAGAUCAAAUUCUAUGGCCAAGAUUCUGGUCGAGGAAGAAGGUCGAAUUCUUCGUGCUGGUCACCGGUUCCGUGCUGGUUUCUUCAAACAGGAGCAGAUCGAUCUGCUCAGCACGAUUGACGACAUUGGUUCCGAUCCUAUGCACGUGGGAAUGCUAACCGAGAUGGCCGAGGAUAUUGGUGGGGAGCUGUUGGAACUCGUCAAGACGAAGGGUGCUGUUAGGGCCUUCAAAGAAGACAGAGACGUUGCACUUAAGUGCAUGGCCGAAAGUGACCCAGAGCAUUGGGAGCGAUUUGUCGAUGCUCAGAACAAGUCCCGUGCCAACAUUAGCAUUCCACCAGCAGCAAAGCAGGGGGAUGCGGCGGACGAGAGUGCAAUUGCCGAUUAG